This is a messenger RNA of Cynoglossus semilaevis (tongue sole), 4159 nucleotides long. RefSeq names its product ST3 beta-galactoside alpha-2,3-sialyltransferase 2 (gene st3gal2). The transcript has 8 exons. The record is from RefSeq and is a predicted model, not a curated record. Lineage: Eukaryota; Metazoa; Chordata; Actinopteri; Pleuronectiformes; Cynoglossidae. Gene Ontology annotation, biological process: sialylation. The coding region runs from base 1 to 1449 and encodes 482 amino acids. Gene Ontology annotation, cellular component: membrane. Gene Ontology annotation, molecular function: beta-galactoside (CMP) alpha-2,3-sialyltransferase activity.
AUGGAUCGAGAUGUGAUGGAACACCCUUCUGGCCAAACCUCCUCCUCCUACUCCUCCUCCUCAGAGGUCAGACACAUCACGCUGAGCGAGUCCUGGGGGUCGUCUCUAGGAGGUGAAGGAGAGGACGGAGGCGGUUGUGGUGGUGGUAGUGGGCUCGGGACAGUGGCAGGCCCAGGGGUGGGAGCAUGGCCAUGGGGGGGCCGCAUCCCGUCCUCCAAUCUGAACAGGGACAGGCGUUGGGGCUGGGGGUCCUGGGGCGGUGGUCCACCCAGAGGAGGACCCAGAAUCUCAGAGCUUAAGCCGUGGCUGGGCGGAGGGUUGGCUGGGGCACCAGUAGGUGGAGCUGGUGCCAGCAGUGGAGGAGGCAGCGGGGGCCCAGAGAAGGGAGGCAGAGUGAGAUGUUCCCGCAGAAUGUGGGUUCUCCUGGGCUCGGUGGGCCUGGUGUUUUUAACCUCCCUCCUCUACUCCGUCUCACUCCGCGGCGGUGUCAGCUUCAACUACCUGGAGCCUCCGGGGUGGGAGGAGUCGAGGCGAGUGAAGCUGGUGCCAAACUACGCCGGCGCCCACCACCUGUCGCCACCUGACGCUCCACAGCAGAAGACCUGUGCCUGUGCCCGCUGUGUGGGAGACCCCGGGGUCUCUGAGUGGUUCGACGAGAACUACGACCCCGACAUCUCACCCGUGUGGACCAGAGACAACAUCCAGCUGCCCCCUGACGUCUACUACUGGUGGGUGAUGCUCCAGCCCCAGUUUAAACCCCACAGCAUCCAGCAGGUGCUGCUGAGACUCUUCCAGGUGAUUCCAGGAAGGUCGCCGUAUGGAUCGUGGGAUCCAGGACGCUGCCUGCGCUGCGCAGUGGUGGGAAACUCUGGAAACCUCCGGGGAGCGGGAUACGGCGAAACUAUCGACGGACACAACUACAUCAUGAGGAUUAAUUUGGCCCCGACAGUGGGGUAUGAAGAAGACGCUGGCAGCCUCACCACUCAUCACUUCAUGUACCCAGAAAGUGCCAAAAACCUGGCUGCUAACGUCAGCUUUGUCCUGGUUCCCUUCAAAACACUGGACCUGGUCUGGAUCACCAGCGCUCUGUCCACCGGCCAGAUUCGAUUUACCUACGCCCCAGUCAAGCAGUUCCUGCGAGUGGAUAAGGACAAGGUGCAGAUCUUCAACCCCGCCUUCUUUAAAUACAUCCACGACCGAUGGACGCGUCACCACGGACGUUACCCUUCCACUGGGAUGCUGGUGCUGUUCUUCGCCCUCCACGUCUGUGAUGAGGUGAAUGUCUUCGGUUUCGGAGCCGACAGCAGAGGAAACUGGCACCACUACUGGGAGCAGAACCGGUACUCCGGGGAGUUCAGGAAGACCGGCGUCCACGAUGCCGACUACGAAGCUCAGACCAUCGAGCGACUCGCCAAAGCCAGAAAAAUCACUGUUUUCCCCGGGAAAUAAGCAGCAGCGGAGACUGCAAGGCCUGCUGGGAAUGUGACAGACGUUGUAGCUUUUAAACUCACUGUGUUGACGCUCCUCUCAUUUAAAGUCCGUCCAAACCGGAGUCCCGACACGUCAGACGGGAUUGACUCGUCACAUGGAGAGAUCCGUCUUCUCGGUGGGGAGCAUGGUAAAAGCGCCCCCUCCUGACAGACCUGACGGUGGAAGGUUAGUUCAUCCAGAGUGAGCAGGGGAGCUCACCUUAGAUAUUCCUUCUGCCGCAGAUCUCAUUCCCACUGAAGCUUCACCACGAACGCUGAUUAUCGACUGGACCUGAGCUCCGGGACUUUUCUCUCUAAUCGAUGUUCUGCUCCUGGACCGUCUACAGCGGAAAAUUUUCACGUCUGACGAUGAUUCAAUGCUCAUUAAUCAACGAGCAGAAGCCACACAGACGGCUGCGUUAGCGCGGAGCGAGCGCCUGCUCUGCGGCUUCAUCACGUCUCAGAGCAGAUUUACGGCUCGUCUCCACCUUCUAACCUGUGGAUAUUUAUACACCUGCAGGCCUUCAGACCCAGGAUUGAGGACGUGGCCUGUGGCACCGUUAGACUUUAUUGGGAUGUCAAACACUUUGAGGGCGCCAGGACCACUUUAACGGCUCUAUUAGAGCCAGGGGGCCGUGGGGGGGGCAUUGUGUUCAGUGGCCGUCACUGGAGAAAGAAUCGUUCCUCUCAUAUCGUACAUGAGGUCAAACACCUCGGUGCCGCUCUCCUCGUCGUAACUCCACUUUUAUGUCAGCGUUUGUCUGCGAAGGCCUCGUUGGCACCGACGUUGAUGACCGUUGGCGACACCAUAAGUCGUUUCUGGGAAUUUCUUUUAGCACAAAACAUCUUCUAACCCCUCCCCCCACCCCCCACCUCCGUAGAUCCUGACCAGCAUUUCCAAGGUUUCUGAGUUUGCAGUUUGAUUCCAGUCAAAGCUGCCUUUGGGCCAGACUAACACGGUCGGAUUUACACGUCGGACUACGGCUGCGGCUUUCAUUCUCACACACACUCACGGAUAGAAAUGUUCAUGGGGGGGGGACGACUGUGUGACACUCUAAUGAGGCCAGAAGUUCUGCUCCUGGGAUUUGAUGUGUUCUUGGGGGCUGGCUGGUUGCUGGACCAGAGUUUAAGCCCCAUGUGGACUCCGAGGAUCUAAUUUGGGAGAGAAGCUGUGCAGACCAGGAGCUGGGGCAUGAAGAUCCAGUUAGACCAAGCCAGCAUUAAAACACACAAACACACACACACACACCCUUUGCUGCAGUGUCUCAGACAGGGAGAAAAUGAAAAGUUUCUUCUGUCUUGUUUAUCUGCAGCAGCUUCUCACUCCCACACACGCUGCACUCAGUUCCUCCACCGACUUGUUUUCUGUUUAAACGACCGAGACAGACCUGCUUUGUUUUCACCUCCCAUACACACACCAGCCUGACUCCUGACUCCUGACUCCCUCUGAAGACCUUAAACUAGGACUGAAGGAGAUCUUCUCUGCUGGAACUGAGAACUAUUUAACUCGUCAGCAGUGGAAGUCACUAGUUGCAGCUCAUUUUAUUCAUCUGUUUUAAUAAUCAGGGGAUUGUAUGUAGAAUGUUGGUGCCAGGAACUCAUACAGUGGUUUGAACAGAUAAACAAAUAAAUAUUACCAGGCCUAUAUCGGAAUUGGAAAUUAAAUGUUUCGACAAUAUUGGACAUAUCGGAUAUUUUAGGGUAAACUCGAGUGACUAUUUAAACCAGGGAUCCCCAACCUCUGGUCCGUGCACUGGUACUGGUUCGUAAAUAAUUUGGUUGUGGGACACAGUGAAGAAAAUGUAUUUUAUUUUUUACUAAUUGACUUAAUUCUAAGAAAAUCCACUCAUAUCUAUUUGCUUUCUUCAUUUAAAGAUAAUCUGGGAAUUUAUAAAAAAUAAUGUCAUUAGGACUGCGGUACUAACAGAAGUCUAAAAAAUGUUUUAUUUUGAAAAUUUAAUGAUCCUUAUGAUAAUUCAACAACCGGUCCGCAGUAACAAUCGGUACUGGCCGACUGGUCUUUGGUACAGAAUAAAGGUCGGGACCUCUGGUUUAAAACGACAGAGCACCAGCAAUAAUGAAAUUACAAAAUAAAAUGAUUUGUAAAAACAUUAAAAAUCAGCAUAACAGUGAACAGAACAACAGCUGUUCUCUCUGCUCUCUGACGUUUUACACACGUUCUACAAAGACUUCGAUAAUUAGUCAUUUUGGUGAUAAUUAGCUCAUGGUUGGUAAUGGAAAUGAAACAGAGAAUAUCCUCCGAGGUUAAAAAUAUUCGAGCUGAUGUGAUCACUCACAGUGGACGUAUGAUGUAACUGCGUCCAUCACAUCAGUCACACAGACCACCGCCUAGGGGCCAGCUUUAUAUCUGAAACACCAGGCCUUCGCAUUGAUUUUAGACUAGUUUGAAAAAUUCAUUCCACAUUUGCCUUGAACGCACCGUUAGUCACACCAUUAUGGGUGUGACUAAAUUUAGAAAAAAAAUUACCUACAGUGUUCGACAAGUCAAGUAUUAGAGCGAAAUUCUUCAAAAUUCUUUUGAAACAACAACAACAACAAAAUAUAUACACCGCAGUGUCAUCAGCAAAAUGUUGUAGUUUAUCGGUACUACGUAAAGACAUUCUUGACAUUCAUGUCGCAUUUUUUUUUCAGUGUAUUUCCUGUGCCCGAACCCAAACAAAAUAUAUACU